AUGAUGAUUGUUUCAGCUAUAAGUGGUUCGACGCCGGACAAAUGUCAUUCGUUCAACUUUGACCAUUCCUAUUGGUCCUACUGCAGAGAUGAUGCUCAUUUCGCCAGCCAAGCACAAGUUUAUGAAGAGCUUGGCGUUGAAAUGCUCGAACAUGCUUUUGAGGGGUAUAACGUAUGUAUUUUUGCCUAUGGCCAAACGGGUGGUGGCAAAUCCUACACGAUGAUGGGAAAACCGGGUGACGAGCACGAGAUGGGCAUCAUCCCACGAUUGUGUAACGAUUGGAAUCUUCGAGUACGGGAACAUCCGCUGCUUGGACCUUACGUAGAUGAUCUUACAAAAAUG
Messenger RNA from Strongylus vulgaris, 342 nucleotides. The record is from the annotation of a GenBank genome assembly. Lineage: Eukaryota; Metazoa; Nematoda; Chromadorea; Rhabditida; Strongylidae.